This is a messenger RNA of Syngnathus typhle (broad-nosed pipefish), 2359 nucleotides long. RefSeq names its product zinc finger protein OZF-like. The record is from RefSeq and is a predicted model, not a curated record. The coding region runs from base 4 to 1650 and encodes 548 amino acids. Lineage: Eukaryota; Metazoa; Chordata; Actinopteri; Syngnathiformes; Syngnathidae. The transcript has 2 exons. Gene Ontology annotation, cellular component: nucleus.
AAAAUGCGGAAGUUGGUGUCGCCUCGAGUGGACGAAGCGGUGAAAUCCUCCAACUACAUGAAAAUGUCAAAAAUGGAACUUUGUCCUGCAAGAGAGGACAAGGAGAGUCAACGUGAAACUGAUUUUUCUUCUCAAAUUCUCCAAGAUGUCCAGCAGCCGAUUGGGUACCAAGAGGAAUCUAUGCCCCCACAUGUUAAGGAGGAAGCACAAGAUCCUUUGCCCUGCCAGAUUAAAGUGGAAGAGGAGGGGGGCAAUGUAACAAAGUUACCACCGACUGUUGUCAUUGUGAAGAGUGAAUACGACAAAAGAGUCAAAGAAAAACUGCCCGAGUUAUCGCAGCUUCUCGGCAGCAGCUCACCACAAUGCGUGACAACAGUAGAACUUCCAUCUCAACAGCAGUGGGGGAGCUCCAGCUCGGAGUGGAAGAAGCUGCAGCCGUUCCACAUGAAGGAGGAAGAGGAAAAGGCUGACGUCAGCAACUUGCCACUGACUUGUGUCGACGUGAAGAAAGAAGAUGACAUAGACGAACCUCUGGAGUGCACAGAAAUUCAUCAUCGCGGUCCAAGUGGACGACCGCCGCUAGACAACCUCUUAGCGCCGCUGUCAGAAAGUGAUGACAUUGAAGAACCUCGGCGGAGCAUCCCAGACACGGAAGGUGACGACAUGCAGUUGAAAACUUCUGAAAGAGCGGCGAGGAACAAGACGUCAGAAACGCGUAGAAAACAUUGCACCUGCUCAGUUUGUGGUAAAGGAGUUGCUAAUAAAACAAAAUUGCUCAGACACAUGAGGACACACACAGGGAAAAAAGCCUUCAGUUGCUCACAUUGUGGUAAAGAAUUUUCUCAAAAGGGAUCACUGGUGGAACACGUGAGAAUACACACAGGAGAGAAACCCUUCAAAUGCACAGCGUGCAGUAAAACGUUCUCGCAAAAAGGAAGUAUGCAAGCACACAUGAGAAUGCACACGGGAGAAAAACCUUUUAAGUGCUCACAUUGCGGUAAAGAAUUUGCUCAGAAGGGAACGAUGCUCGGACACGUGCGUCUACACACGGGAGAAAAACCUUUCAGUUGCUCAUUUUGCAGUCGAACAUUCUGCCAGAAAGGAAGUAUGCUAUCACACAUGAGAAAACACACGGGGGAAAAACCUUUCAGUUGCUCCACUUGUGGCCGAACCUUCUCUCAUAGAGCGGCGAUGGCGACACACAUGAGAAGACACACGGGAGAAAAACCCUACAGUUGCUCGACUUGUGGCAAAAUCUUCUCCCAGAAGCAACAUCUGGUAUCGCACACGAGAACGCACACGGGAGAGAAACCUUAUAGUUGCUCCACUUGUGGUAAAAUGUUCUCUCAAAAGCCACAUCUGGCAACACACAUGCGAACACACACGGGGGAAAAACGGUUCAAUUGCUCUGUUUGUGGCAAAUCAUUCUCUCAAAAAGGUGGGAUGCAAUCACACAUGAGUAAACACACGGAAGAAAAACUCUACAGUUGCUCAAUUUGUGGUCAAACAUUCUCUCAAAUGAACCAUGUGGUCACACACAUGAGCAUUCACACGGGAAGACCCUUGAGUUGCCCAGCAUGUGGUGAAAGCUAUGCUCACAAGGGCAGUUUGAUUGAACACAUGCGAAAACACAGCACAGAAACGGAAUAAGAAGUCAUGAGAUGAAAACAUGCAGUAUCAUUUUCUUCAAUGUGUACUCAACAUGUAAAUAGCAUGUACGGUUCAAAAGGCAUUAAAAACAUUCAUCUUUCACUGCAAGCCACUCUUGUGUAUUCUUUUCUAAUCAAUCUAUCUAUCUAAGAAUAUGGCGGCUAGGUGAUGUCACAGUGUUUUCCUACAUACAGUAGAGACUCCAGUUAUUCAAUGUAUUCAAGUUGUGUUGUCACCUGUCCCGGAUUUUGUCCCGCAUUUUCACGGUUCAAAUAAAAUGGUUCACGCAAAACAAAUAUAUUCGAGAAAGUGACAGGCACCAAAAUAACAUACACUAUGGCACUUGAAAUUUGAGGAUUACAAAAGUUUUACACCCUGAAUUAUCCUGCCACUAACAGACAUUGAUUUUGGAUUCAUGACAGUAGUCUUUUAUCAAUCAAACCUUUUUAUUGUUUUUUGUCAACAUGGAAAUGACAUUUUCUUCGGUCAGCAUUUUGUUUCGAACAUUAACAUUGCUUUGACAUUUUGUUUGGAAUAUGACAGUAUUAUUGCAUUUGGCUUGCCCAUCCGUGAGAAAUCAACAUUUGAUUUAUUAAUAUAUUUGUGGCCCUUCAGGAUUUGCAAUAGACCUAAUGUGCACAAAAAAAAAAUCUCAACGUUAUUACAUGAUAAACCUUUUGGUACAGAUUUUAGCGAGUGUUGUGAAAGU